AUGACUCUGGAGCUGGUUUCGGCAAAAUACAACGAGCAGCCGGCCACAAAGCAGCUGUGGCAGGAGUCGUCUGCGCCGCCGGUGGUGUUUAGCAGGGACGAGAUUCUGAGCCUUUACGACUUUGAGAGUGACGAAAAGACCUUUGUGGCGUCGCAGUCGGACGACGAGGACCUGGUGGUGACGCUGUCGCAGGUGAUCCGGCCCGAGGAGCGAUCGGUGCCGUGCACGCCGGAGGAGGACUACGGGGAUUGCGAGGUUUCGUGGACGACAUACGAGUCGCACGCGUCUGCGUCGCGGAAAAUCCAGCAGCGGCGACAAGUCUAUGAAGUGCUGGACGAAGAGCCGGAGGUUUCUGGCACGCACCAGGACCCGAUCGAGCUGUCGAGCGAGACCGACGCGGAACAGGCGUGCGACGCGUCGAUUGUGGUGGUGGAGAGUUCGCCGGUGGGGGAGGGGACCUUCAAACUCGACGAAUUGGACGCACUGCAGCCAAUGCGGGCAACGGCUACAGAGCAGGAGGUGCCGGACUCAGAUCCGGAGCCACCAGAGCUAUUGGCAGAGCAGCAGGCUCCCCUGACUGCGGCAGAGCUGGACUUUGGCAGCUUCACCACCGCCCAGCUUAAACUGCAGAUCCAGGCAUGGGGACUCAAGCCGGCCAAAUCGCGGAAGCAGAUGGUGGACAUAUUAACAUCGUCGUUGCGGCUGAUCGACCGUCGACAGCUGCUGCGGCAGAAAGAAGGCGUGUUGCAACUCAGCCAGGCGGACCUGGACAGAAACUACACAGAGCACGUGCGUAUGGAAGAAACGUUUCGCGAGGUGCGCAGCGUUAUGUUCUCGCACAUCCGCAGGCUAUUGAAAGAAGAGAAGACGUUGUACAGGGACAUUUUGCUAUUGAGGCCUAUUAAUUUCAGCGACGUGAUGGCGCUGCUGGACGCAAAGGGGGUGCAGCUGGAGCCCUUCACUGUGCGGGCGUGUCUGGACGAGAUGGGGGUCUCGUUUGUGGUGCGAGACAACGAUACGGCGAACGAGACGGCCGAGGAAACAGAGGACUAG
This is a messenger RNA of Ogataea parapolymorpha DL-1, 1053 nucleotides long. RefSeq lists its product as uncharacterized. Bases 1 to 1053 code for a protein of 350 amino acids. The record is from RefSeq and is a predicted model, not a curated record. Gene Ontology annotation, biological process: DNA repair; DNA replication. NCBI's taxonomy places the organism in Eukaryota, Fungi, Ascomycota, Pichiomycetes, Pichiales, Pichiaceae. The transcript has a single exon. Gene Ontology annotation, cellular component: nucleus; Slx1-Slx4 complex.